CCAACGUCAAACGACCGCACCAACCAAUCCACUUCGCCGGCGAUCCGUCUCAUCUCGUCGCGUCUCCGGCGCCGGCAGACACGGGUAACGCGGCUCCGAGAUCGGCGGGCAGGAUGAUGAUGCUGAUCGAUUGCUCGGGGUGCCGUACCCCGUUGCAGCUGCCGCACGGGGCGCCCUGCAUCCGAUGCGCCAUCUGUGGGGCCGUCACGCACAUCGCCCCCGCCCCUCCCGCCGAGCCCAACCGCGGCGCCGUACAACCGGCGCCGGGGUGGGCGCCGCCGCCGCCGCCGGUGCACGGACGGAAGCGCGCCGUGGUGUGCGGGAUUUCGUAUCGGUACUCGCGGCAUGAGCUGAAGGGCUGCAUCAACGACGCCAAGUGCAUGCGCCACCUGCUCAUGACGCGCUUCAACUUCCCCGACGACUCCAUCAUCAUGCUCAACGAAGAACAAACGGACCCCUACAAAAUCCCAACAAAGCAUAACAUAAGGAUGGCCAUGUAUUGGCUUGUGCAAGGUUGUCAACCUGGAGAUUCAUUGGUGUUCCAUUAUUCUGGGCAUGGAUCACAACAAAGAAAUUACAGUGGAGAUGAGGUUGAUGGGUUCGAUGAAACCCUCUGCCCGUUGGAUUUUGAGACACAAGGGAUGAUUUUGGAUGAUGAGAUAAAUACAGCAUUAGUUCGACCACUUCCUCAUGGAGUUAAACUUCAUGCACUCAUUGAUGCUUGUCAUAGUGGGACUGCACUUGAUUUGCCUUAUCUCUGCAGAAUGAACAGGAGUGGGCAAUAUGUAUGGGAAGAUCACCGACCGCGAUCUGGUGUCUGGAAAGGCACUAGUGGUGGGGAAGCUAUUUCCUUUAGUGGUUGUGAUGAUGAUCAGACCUCUGCAGAUACCUCUGCUUUAUCAAAGAUCACUUCGACUGGUGCAAUGACAUUCUGCUUCAUCCAAGCUAUUGAACGUGGACAGGGCACCACCUACGGUAGUAUCCUGAACUCUAUGCGUUCCACAAUACGCAACACAGGUGACUCAGCGGGUGUAGGUGGCGGUGCUGUUACAUCACUAAUUACAAUGCUUCUUACUGGAGGGAGCCUUUCUGCUGGUGGUCUGAGACAGGAGCCACAACUGACGGCGUGCGAGCCAUUUGAUGUCUAUGCGAAGCCCUUCUCCCUAUGACGUGUUCAUAGUAUUGCCCAAUGUACUAUAUAUCUCCUCCCAUUUCACGUUAUCAUUAUGUACAUUUCGGUAUUAAACCUUGUUCGUUUGUGUCGGAUUGCACCUGUAAUCGUUCCAGCUAAUCAAAGUUUAUAUAAAUUAGAGAAGCAAUCCGGCACAAACGAACAAGACCUUAGAAGUCCUCCAUCCAUCCAGAUUGUUAACAACGCGUGGAAUUGCCCUUUAUUUCCAUGCCCUCACAAUGUUCAGUGCACAGUUGUUAAAGGAGAGUACAAUUUGAUGCC
Molecule: messenger RNA, 1453 nt
Organism: Zea mays
Lineage: Eukaryota; Viridiplantae; Streptophyta; Magnoliopsida; Poales; Poaceae
Biological process (GO): proteolysis
Cellular component (GO): cytoplasm
Molecular function (GO): cysteine-type endopeptidase activity
Source: RefSeq, marked provisional